This is a messenger RNA of Meloidogyne enterolobii, 321 nucleotides long. The record is from the annotation of a GenBank genome assembly. NCBI's taxonomy places the organism in Eukaryota, Metazoa, Nematoda, Chromadorea, Rhabditida, Meloidogynidae.
AUGAAUCAAUUGGCAGCACUCAUGGCCAAUCAGCAAAACCAACAAAAUGCAAAACUUGCAAGUCUUUCUAAUACGGGAGUUGAUUCAUCAACUGAUUUAAGUUCAGGGAAUGUUGGUGCAGCAGGUAUUAUCAUUUUGUUAUCUGAAAAUAAUUUUUAUAGUCCAACAACUUCGUUCUUCUUCUCAACAAAAUACAACACAGCAACAAACACAAUUAACAGCAAUGCAACAACUAUUGUUACAACAACAACAGCAGCAACAAUUAUCUGCUGUAAUUGCUGCCCAACAACAGCAGCAACAACAAGAACAGCAACAGACUGA